Phascolarctos cinereus (koala) is the source of this 789-nucleotide messenger RNA. Lineage: Eukaryota; Metazoa; Chordata; Mammalia; Diprotodontia; Phascolarctidae. The record is from RefSeq and is a predicted model, not a curated record.
CAUUCUAGUGCGGAAAAUGAAUAUUUUGGGAUAUAUUGUUAUUAUAACAAAGUCAGGUGUUCAUGCUUUCCGGUACCUGCUAAACAAAAUUACUUGUUAUUUUGGAAGAUUUGAAUAUCAACAUGGCUUUCUAAGCCAAAGAGAGCUAAGAACGCCUUCAGAAACAAAAAACAAAGAGGUGAUACCAACUCCAUCCCGAAGUACCUCAGUUUUGGGCCCUGAUGUUACUGAGAAUAACAAAUCACGUGAAAAAAGGAGGAGAGUUUCUUUUGGAGCCCCUCUGAGACCCGAAUUAUUUGAUGGAAAUUUACCUCCCAAUACACCUCUUGAAAAAGGAGAAAGCCCAGAGACGAGCAAAACAGCAUCCACAACCUGGGUCCCGAGAAAGUCAAUAAUGAAGCAGACGCAUUCUAAACCACCAGAAAAAGAGCCUUCCCCCAGUGUAGUGGAAGGGAUACCGCCAUGUACAAAAGACCCACACCAACAGCUUCCUGCCAUUCCUAAUAAGAAGUCUGCACCGAGCAGGGAUAACAUCACCUUGUCAAAAUUCGUGGAGGAGAGAACAACAUCUAUUCCCGAAAUCCAGACCAUCCAGCCCCACAAGACCCUGAGCACACCAUCGGUCUGGAGGAGAUCCUCCUCUGCAAGAAGAAGCCAGGUUUUGGAUGCGCUACAGACGAUUGACUCCAACAGAGGAGCACCAAAAGACAAUCUCAUGGGUAUUUGAGCAGGGAAUCAUUUUCCGAUGGUUUUUACAGGCAGGGGGCAGGCAGUCCCCUGGCUUCAAAG